AUGGAUAAGGAUGGUGUGAAGACCCCCUUGUGGAAGAAGGAGCCGGAGGAGCCGGGGGUCCGGGAGGAGGAGGCGGAGGAGUCGGGGUCGGAGGAGGAGGACGAGGGGAGGCAGCCGGCGGAGAGCGCGGCGCAGGGCGAGGCGGAGGCCCGGGAGGCGGAGGGCGCCCAGGAGCGGGAGACCGUGUCGUACAGCCCGCUGCGCCAGGAGCCCAGCGCCCAGCAGGUGGCGCUGCUGCGGCGCGCGGACAGCGGCUUCUGGAGCUGGCUGCUGCCCUUGGCCCUGCUGCGCGGCCCCGCGGCGCUGGCCGACCGGCGGACCCCCCUGGAGGAGGAGCCGUGCGUGCUGCAGACCCAGCGGCCGCAGCAGCCGUGCGGCGGGGGUUGUGAGCUCUGCGAGAUCCUUUUCUGCAAGAAAUGCAGCGACCUGCACAGCAACCCGGCCUACGUAGCGCACUGCGUUCUGGAGCACCCGGACCUGGGUGAGGCGCGGGCUUCGGGCGGGGCGGGGGUCCCCGGAGCGCCCCCACUUAGAGCCUCUGUGCCCCUCCGCCCCCAUUCUCUCCUGACCCCCGACUCCCCGCUACGUCCUCCUGUCCCCAGCGCUGAGCGCUCUCAGCACAUCCCAGAGCGCCCCCCUCAGGUCCUCUGUCGCCCGCCCAGGGCAGAGCCCAAGGCCACCCGGAGCUCCGUUCCUCCCCUAGCGCCCCUGGGGCCCCCUCCCCUGGCAUCGCCCAGUGCCCACUGGCCACCUGGCUCUGGUCCCCGGGCAGAGCCUCACGCUCCUCUCUUGGGUAUUUCAGGUCCUCCCGGCAUCGCCCCCUAG
This is a messenger RNA of Pipistrellus kuhlii (Kuhl's pipistrelle), 825 nucleotides long. It is a transcript of the gene PGBDF, whose product is annotated as chromosome unknown C17orf50 homolog. NCBI's taxonomy places the organism in Eukaryota, Metazoa, Chordata, Mammalia, Chiroptera, Vespertilionidae. The record is from RefSeq and is a predicted model, not a curated record. The transcript has 3 exons. The coding region runs from base 1 to 825 and encodes 274 amino acids.